Molecule: messenger RNA, 2578 nt
Organism: Pseudo-nitzschia multistriata
Lineage: Eukaryota; Bacillariophyta; Bacillariophyceae; Bacillariales; Bacillariaceae
Source: the annotation of a GenBank genome assembly
CGAAUCAACGGACCGAAGCAGCUUCGAUCCACAGAGGUUUUUUGGCGGGCAUUCGACAAGGGACACCGAUUGCGAAAUCGCACGACACCAUUGAAACUAUUUUCAAGUGCAUUCCGACAUAGAUUGAACGAACGACCCAUCGCUUCCGAACUCGGAUCGUCCUGCCCUGGCAAGCGUUGGCCCCGGUCGAUUUCGAUUGUUCGACAAGCGAAGAAGGAAACARGCGAUGCACGUAUCGAUGAACCGGAUCCUCCUGUUGUGGGCGGCGGUUCUGUUGCCUCCCGAACGGCAACGGAUUGCSAUGGGUUACGUUUUGCCCUCCUCCCUCCGAACCAAGAACUGCCACCCCUCACCUUCUACCAAUGCGCUGUAUUCUUCUCCAAACACGUAUUCCGGUUUGACGUCGACCGGCWGGGGCGACGAUGACGACGAUGACGAAAGCAACAAAAUGAAAAACAAAAACAAGCAUCGAAUCGAGUUCUCGAAUUUCUGGGGUUCCAAAUACGCCAUCGGAGACGACGAGGAGGACGAAAAGCAGGGAACCGUUCCGUUCGUGCCCUCGCUGGAUCCCCACGACGGUCCCUUGCCCCCCGGGGCGUACGUCUCGGAAGGAAAGCCCGAGUUCGACGCCAAGCCGACCUGCCGCAUCGCGGUGGGCGUUCGGCUGGGAACCACCGGCGCGAGCGCUAGCCAGAACRAWRRCGAUCCCGACGAGGCGGUGAGGAGGCUGCAGGCCUGCGUCGAUGCCGGCCUGAACACCUUUCAGCCGCUSGACCAGACCCGGGAAGCGCUCGACCUGGUGCGGCGGAUGAAGGARAACACUCCGUCCUAUGUCCAGACGCACUGGUCGUUCGCCAUCAAGGCGGCCCAAACGACCAGUGCCUCCCUCGGAGACGAGUCGUCGGACAAGAACAUCAACAACSACUUUGACACACGCAAUUCCAGAUCGGACCUACGCCACUCGGUUUUGGACCUGAUCGAACGGACCGGGAGCGACGCGCUGGACAGCCUGGUGGUAGACGUGGGAACCGAAAGCGGACGGGUCCCUUCGUCGCCGACCUCGUCGCUCUCCUCGCACGGCGCCACGCUGGAAGUCUUCGAGCACCUCGCGGACCUGCAGCGGGAGGGAUGGAUCCGAUCCAUCGGCAUCGGGGGCACGGAKGCGCCACCGGGCCUCCUGAGAGACAUUGCGACRUACUUUGGGGACCACAUCGAUUUCGAGCAGCGCGAGGGAAGCCUCUUGGUCCCCCCGUCCUUCUCGUUCCGCGGCGGCCUCUCGGUGCCCGGCGACWACAGCCACAAGAACAAGGUGCGAAUGGGCAACGCCCUCGCCGGUGGCUUGCUCACGGRCCUCUACGACAGCGACGCCCGGCGCCAAACCAACUACGGKCMCAGGCCYCCGCUGCUGACGAACGAAAACAUGAGGGUCCUGAACGAGUGGGCCUCGCGGCGAGAAAMAUGGCGAGAGGAAUCGCCGGAAACGACGGGGCCACCGASCACCCAGAACAUGCCCGUGUGGAACCAGUACCAGGAGCACGCACUGGGACCCAUGGSAAGGAUCGCAUCGAAGCACGAUGUUUCGAUAGCGGCGGUGGCCCUGCGGUGGGCGCUGGAAUGUGCGGGGACGAACGGCCUUUCGGGGGGCAAGGGGAUCGUUUCGAGCGCACUGGCGGACCUUUUCGUGGGCGGCCCGGCCGACGGUGGCCCUCCCUUUCGGAGGAAAACCACCGAGCUGCGGGGGGUCUUUCGGUUCGARCURGAAGAGGAGGACCGGGAGGUCCUGUCGGGGAUUCUYGCGACCGGAGGGGAYGAGCAAGCCGGMAGCAGCGGCGACGGCGACGGGUUCGGAUUCGGAGACGACGGGGGAGACGGCUACCCCGCCAUUGAUUUCGACAAUCCAAAGUUCUGGCUGUGAACCCACCCACGCGGGCCAUGGUCCUGCCGUUCCCGCACGCAUCGGGGCUCCCCGGGAGGUAUGCGGGCGGUCCGACCAAGAGACGAGACGAGGCGAAGCGAAGCGAACGACCAUCGGCCAUAAGGGUUCCAACCCCCCGCGGGCGGUGCGAUGCCGUGCCGUGCCGUAAUCUGUUCGGCACCUGUUGGCUCGUACCAUGCGCAGGGGGCCGGCUGGCAAUCCGAGGUGCGUAUACGAUGAUACGCAACCCAGGCGCCGCCAUUCUCACAGCGUACUACCCGGGAACGUCGGUUGUUUGCUACCGGGUGCCGUUGUCUGCUCCAGCAUCCGUUGCCUCGCGGGCGUUGCGAAGCGAAAUGCGCGGGAUGCAUUCUGGCAGUCGCGGCUUGUCCGUUCGUGGUUUCGAACGCACAGACAGAGCGAUGUUUGCCACCAAGCGUAUCAAAGGAAAGAUUUGAGAAUCCUAUUGUCACCGCAUCGUGUACAUGAUAUUAUUCACUAAAGUAGGAAUAACGAUGCUUGGUCGCGCCUCCAUAACAACUCCUCGGAGGGAUGCGCCGCCCCUCGGAGCAGCUAGRAGCAUUMUUUCYCACRAAAGCAAUGGUUCUGGCCUUCCUAGUGCCUCUUCUAGUUCACGAGGUUAAAUAUAAUAUUAAGAUUUUU